Molecule: messenger RNA, 1548 nt
Organism: Teleopsis dalmanni
Lineage: Eukaryota; Metazoa; Arthropoda; Insecta; Diptera; Diopsidae
Exons: 7
Coding region: 61-1311 (416 amino acids)
Source: RefSeq, a predicted model, not a curated record
AUAGCUUUUAACUACACACAUCAGGAACUUCUUAAAUAUUAGUUUCAUUAAUUAAAAAUAAUGGCAGACGGUCAUGAUAUGCCAUCGUGGCUGGAUGAGAAGUUCUUUGAAAAUAUGCUUCGGAAACGUGAAGCAUCAAACGAAAUAAAAAUUAUAGAUUUAUCUGUCACAACGGGGACAGCUAAAAGUGAUCAUUACGCUAGUAUUAUGUUUCGUGCUAAAGUGAAGUAUAUGAGUACGCCUCCUAAUGCCAUUACUGGAGUACAAAAAGAACAAUCGAUGAUUAUAAAAACUACGCCUAUAACUGAAGGACCCAAAAAGGAAGCAUUUACUAAAACCAAACUUUUUGAAACUGAAAUUGGCAUGUAUUCUGAAACUUUGCCUAACUUUGAAAGGAUUUUAAUGGAACACGAUGAUGCAACUAAAUUGUGUGCUGAAAUGCUUUACCACUCUCUAGAACCACAUAAAUGUGUUAUAUUUGAAGACUUAACUAUAAAUGGUUAUACUACAAUUACCAAUGGUUGGUGUAGUUUGGAGGAAGUAAAAAUGGGACUUCUUAAGCUCGCCAAAAUACAUGCCAUUAGCUACAAAUUACAUAAUGAGGGAGACGUUUCCCUCAGUUCAUACAAGUAUGGCUCAUUUAAUACAAUGGAUAUUAAUGAAUUCAAUUUAACAAAAAACUCCAUAAAACUAUUCAAAGAAGUUCUACAGCAAUAUGAAGACCUACAACUUUAUUUGCCUCAUGUUGUGAAAAUAGAGCACAGUCUUCACAAAGGAAUGUAUAAUUUGUUUGACGCCUAUUUUCGAGGAGACAAAACUGGGAUCUUUGUCUUGACCCACGGUGACUUGCAUAUGAAAAAUGCUAUGUACAAGCGCGAUCAGUUCAAUAAAAAUAAACUUGGAGAUGUUCUAUUGAUUGAUUUUCAGCUGAGUGUCUUUGGCAGUGUUGCAAUUGAUUUGUUUUUCUUUUUCGUCGCUUUUUUUAGUCCGGAUAUGCGUCUGAAUAAACGCGAUGAGUUGUUCAAUUAUUAUUUUAAAAAUUUCCGAGAAACACUUGAGCAAUUAAAUUUUAAUGGAAAAGUACCAACGUUACUAGAUUUACAUAUGGAAUUAAAAAAACAUAGACAUGCAGAGAUUUUUAUGUUCAUGACCCUAACAGUGAUGCAACAUGCUUUCAGCACAAAUGAAGACAUAGAUAGAAUAUUUGAAGAUGAAGUUUUCAGGCGAAGCAUCCAAAGAAGGCCCGAGUAUUUGCAGGAGCUACGCUCGCUUUUGCCGAUGUAUUUACAUAAAGGUUAUUUUGAGCCUUAAUGAAUAAGACUAUAUAAAGUAAUUAUUAUUUGGUUUAAGUAUUAUUAAAUAUUUACAAAAUUGUGAACAAUACAUUACAAAGUCAAGUAGUAAUAUUUAUUGUAGUUUGAAGAGUUAAUAUAUUAAAAAUAUGGGUACUCGUAGUGAGUGGGAGCUUCUAAAGUACUUCAUGUCAUCCAACUUGUUUAAUUUAAUUAAAUUUGCCAAUAUUAUUGUAUAAUAUUGCAAAAAAUCUUA